Molecule: messenger RNA, 1660 nt
Organism: Trematosphaeria pertusa
Lineage: Eukaryota; Fungi; Ascomycota; Dothideomycetes; Pleosporales; Trematosphaeriaceae
Exons: 2
Coding region: 28-1317 (429 amino acids)
Cellular component (GO): membrane
Source: RefSeq, a predicted model, not a curated record
UCAUCACCUCCACCGUCAACCCUCGCAAUGGCGUCCCGCACCCGCCUGAUGGCCUCCACGGCUUCAGGUCUGAUACGAGCCUCAAGGCCGCAAAUCGCAUCCAGGGUAUCCCCCUUUGCUGCUGCCUUGAACAGCUCCUCCGUCCGCGCCUUCACGCAGCUCAACUCGCAAUCAGCUGCAUCCUCCUCGCAGAACACGCCCAACAUCUUCUCCUCGAUUGGCCAGCUGAACAAUUCGACCGGCCCCCCGACGUACUUCCAGUCGCACAGGCGGCUUCCGGCGAACACCAUCGUGCGGUUCGUGCCGCAGCAGACAGCAUGGAUCGUCGAGCGCAUGGGACGCUUCAAUCGGAUCCUGGAGCCCGGUCUUGCUAUUUUGAUACCGUUUAUUGACAGGAUAGCGUAUGUGAAGAGCUUGAAGGAGAACGCGAUUGAGAUCCCCAGCCAGAGCGCCAUCACAGCGGACAAUGUUACGCUGGAGCUGGACGGCGUGCUGUACACGCGGGUAUUUGAUGCGUACAAGGCGAGCUACGGCGUAGAAGACGCAGACUACGCCAUCUCGCAGCUCGCGCAGACCACGAUGCGCUCCGAAAUCGGCCAGCUCUCGCUCGACCACGUCCUCAAGGAGCGCGCGAACCUCAAUGCCAACAUCACCGCCGCCAUCAACGAGGCCGCCCAAGACUGGGGCAUCACCUGCCUCCGCUACGAGAUCCGAGACAUCCACGCCCCGGAGCCUGUGGUCGAAGCCAUGCACCGUCAGGUCACCGCUGAGCGCUCGAAGCGAGCUGAGAUCCUGGAGUCCGAGGGUCAGAGGCAGUCCGCUAUCAACAUCGCCGAGGGAAAGAAACAGUCGGUGAUCCUGGCAUCUGAGGCCUUGAGAGCGGAGCAGAUCAACAUGGCGAGUGGUGAGGCCGAGGCUAUCCUCUUGAAGGCCACGGCUACGGCGAACGGAAUCGAUGCCGUUGCGCGAUCGAUUGCCCAGGGCAAGGACGCGGCCCAGGGCGCCGUUUCCCUUUCCGUGGCUGAGAAGUACGUUGAUGCUUUCGCCAACCUCGCAAAGGAGGGAACUAGCGUUAUCAUUCCCGGCAACGUCGGCGAUAUCGGCGGCAUGAUCGCAAGCGCAAUGGCUGUGUAUGGCAGAGUGAACGACGCGCAGGCGAAGGGAAUUGCCGCAAAGAUGGCCCAAGGAGGACAGGACACGCCCGCCGGCAGGAAGAUUGCGGAGCUUGAGGGAGAGCUUGCUGCGAUGGAGAAUGAGUCGGGCAAAGUCCAGAACGCCAUCAACAAGGUGAUGGACCAGAGAUUGAGCAAGAAGUAGAGAGGUGGAUGGACGACACGGGACUAGGGGCAUGGAUAGCGACGAAGGGAGCACAGGAAACGAUUGUACAUUACACCACGCUGUAUGAAUAGCAGCAUGCGAGCAUCGGGUUAAUUGGGUAAGGGUAAUCCAAAAGCAAGCGUCGUAGCUACUAGCCUCGGAGGUUCUCCUCUCUUCAUCUGUCUUCGCUGGGACGCACUCCGCUUUCCGUAUGUUUAUAGCUAGCCAGCGUUGAGGUAUCUCUUAUCGAAACCUUCACAAUUGCUUUGUUCCCUUAACCAUCUCUGAGGCAUCUUCCACCCUUUACCUUGUUCAUGCGCCUAAUCUCAUCCCAUCCCAUCAC